Ipomoea nil (Japanese morning glory) is the source of this 2537-nucleotide messenger RNA. Its product is annotated as WD repeat-containing protein 70. Gene Ontology annotation, molecular function: protein binding. Gene Ontology annotation, cellular component: site of double-strand break; nucleus. Gene Ontology annotation, biological process: regulation of DNA double-strand break processing. The coding region runs from base 185 to 2152 and encodes 655 amino acids. Lineage: Eukaryota; Viridiplantae; Streptophyta; Magnoliopsida; Solanales; Convolvulaceae. The transcript is spliced from 7 exons. The record is from RefSeq and is a predicted model, not a curated record.
GAAUUAACUGCUGACGAAGUUUAUAGUUGGUCAGGUUUACAGUGAGCUAUGGCGGCAGAAGGUAUGUAUAAAUGACUUCAAAAUCAAAAAGGUGUUUGUAAGUGGGAACACAGAAGAGCUCCGGAGCUUCUCUACAGUCUACGCCGAGAUAAAAUCACCUCUACACGCCGGUGUUGAAGACGGGAUGGCGGACGAAUCGGAGAUGUACGACGGAAUUAGGGCUCAGUUUCCUCUAACUUUCGGCAAGCAAGCGCAAUCUCAAACCCCUCUCGAAAUCGUCCACAGCGCCACCCGCCGCUCCGGCGCCGAUGGAAAACCUAAUCCCUCUUCUUCUGCGAGCAAAGAUAAGCCUUUUCCAUCUAUAUCUUCGACUUCCCAAGCUUGGGUAGAGUCGUUCAAGAAGCCUAACCCUAGCAAUUCGAAGAAGAGCGUGACGUUUGGGCCUCCGCGGCCCGGGGCUGAUUUGGAUUCGGGGAAUGGAGAGGAGGAGGAGGAAGAGAAGGAGGAGGCGGCCAUGAUUGGGCCACCUCGGCCUUCAGUUGCGACGGAGGAUGAGGAUGAGGUUGUGCCCGUGAUUGGACCUCCACGGCCGCCUCCUGUAGACGAGGAGGAGGACGGGCCGAUGAUUGGCCCGCCCGCACCGCCACCUGCUUCGAUUGGAUCGGAUUCCGACGAUGAAAUGGAAGAGGGAGAAGAAAAUCGGUAUCGGAUACCGCUGAGCAAUGAAAUAAUGUUAAAAGGGCAUUCAAAGAUUGUUUCUGCUCUUGCCGUGGACCAUACAGGAUCAAGAGUUCUUUCUGGCAGCUAUGACUACACUGUUCGGAUGUACGAUUUUCAAGGAAUGAAUGCCCGCCUGCAGUCAUUUAGACAGGUGGAACCGUUUGAAGGCCACCAAGUUCGUAGUUUGAGUUGGAGUCCCACCUCAGAUAGAUUUUUAUGCGUCACUGGCUCGGCUCAGCUUAAGAUCUACGAUCGUGAUGGACUUACCCUUGCUGAAUCUGAAAGGGGAGAUAUGUAUAUACGUGAUCUCAAGAACACUAAAGGCCACAUAUCUGGGUUGACAUGUGGGGAAUGGCAUCCAAAAGCAAAGGAGACAAUCUUAACGUCAUCAGAAGAUGGUUCACUGCGAACAUGGGAUGUGAAUAACUUUAAAUGUCAAAAGCAGGUCAUCAAACCGAAACAAUCUAGGCCUGGGAGAGUUCAUGUGACCACAUGUGGUUGGGAUCGUGAAGGAAAAAGCAUUGUAGGUGGUAUAGGAGACGGUUCUAUACAGAUAUGGAAUCUUAAGCCUGGAUGGGGAAGCAGACCAGACCUAUAUGUAGCGAAUGCACACUCAGAUGAUAUUACUGGACUCAAGUUUUCCAGUGAUGGAAGGAUUCUAUUGUCAAGAAGCUUUGAUGGUUCAUUAAAGGUUUGGGAUUUGCGUAAGAUGAAAGAACCCCUUCAGAUAUUUAACGAUCUUCCGAAUCAUUACGCUCAAACAAACAUUGCAUUUAGUCCCGAUGAACAAAUCUUUUUGACUGGGACAUCAGUUGAAAGGGAUAGCACAACUGGAGGCUUGCUAUGCUUUUAUGAUCGGACAAAGCUGGAACUUGUGUCGAGAGUUGGAAUCUCCCCUAGUUGCAGUGUUGUGCAGUGUGCCUGGCACCCAAGGCUAAAUCAGGUGUUUGCAACGAGUGGGGAUAAGCGCGAGGGAGGAACUCAUAUCCUAUAUGAUCCAACCCUCAGUGAAAGAGGAGCUCUUGUUUGUGUUGCACGUGCACCGAGGACAAAGUCUGUUGAUGAUUUCCAGGCACAGCCUGUGAUUCACAAUCCACAUGCACUACCCUUAUUCCGGGACCAGCCUAGCCGUAAACGCCAGCGCGAGAAAAUGUUGAAAGACCCCCUCAAGGCUCAUAAGCCUGAACUGCCUAUAACAGGGCCUGGUCACGGUGGAAGGGUCGGUUCAACCAAGGGAAGCUUGUUAACACAAUACCUUCUCAAGCAAGGCGGGUUGAUCAAGGAGACAUGGAUGGACGAAGAUCCUAGAGAAGCUAUCCUAAAGUACGCUGAUGUAGCUGCAAAUGAACCAAAAUACGUGGCUCCAGCAUACGCUCAAACACAGCCUCAACCGCUCUUCCAAGCAUCGGAUGAUGAAGACGAAGAGAAGUGAUUAGAAAUUAUUUCGAACUGUUCCCUGUUCCCGAGCUACUGAUCCAUUUGUUAUCGUGAGCAGCGUAAUUGGCUAAUUGCUUCUGAUCAUUCUGCAUAUUGAGUGAAUUUCUUGGAUGAAUUUGUUGCAGCUCAACUAUGUGGAUUAGAGUGGAAAAUGCAUUUGUAUGCUAGUCUUUAUCAGGAUAGUUGAAUUGGAAUUUGGUAACCAUACAAUACAAAGUACUUUUUGGGAACUUGAUGCUCUUGAUGUAAUCUUGUUCUAGUUUAUGUAAAUCAGAUCAGGAUGAAAAUCCUGUUUCUUCAAAUUCCCAAACACUGCAUUCCUUGAAUUCCCAAGAUUUUUAUGAUUUUGCUUCAUUAAAUAAACAAUACUUUUUUGUUUA